UGUUGGUGGUUGGUGUGGGACCGCUUUCAGGGGAACUUGCUGUCGUUCCCCACCCUGUUCAGGAUAGCCCAGAGAGAAGUCCUUAGUGUUGUCAUGCAGGAGUGGACAGAGAAGUAAACAGUCACUCAUGGCUCCUCGGUACGCUCCUAGUCUUUGGUCACGGCUGCCUCCUUUGGCCAUAAUACUGCAAAUCAUCUUUAUUGUACUUUUUGCCUUUUUUGUGGAAAUUGAAGAUCUUGCAAAGACGGAUGUAGAAGAGUUUCUUAAUUCAUAUGCAGUCUUUCAGGAUGUCCAUGUGAUUGUGUUCCUGGGUUUUGGCUUCUUGGCCACGUUUCUGGUCCGCUAUGGCUUCAGCAGUGUGGGCUUCAGCUUGCUCGUAGCUGCCAUGGCUGUGCAGUGGGCCACUCUACUGAACGGCUUCCUACUGACUUCCCACUCCAGCUCGACGAUCCGCAUCAAGAUGGAAAGCCUGGUUGAUGCUGAGCUCUGUGCGUGCUCAGCCCUCGUGGCCAUGGGCGCUGUCCACGGAAAGACCAAUCCUGUCCAGCUUCUGCUGAUGUCUCUGAUGGAGGUCACUGGGUUUGUGAUAAACCAGUGGCUCAUACGCAGAUUCUUUAACACACCGUCCAGCACCAUGUCUCGUGCCAUGUCACUUCACGUCUUCGGAGCUCUCUUUGGUGUGUUGACGUCAUGGGUGCUUUACCGUCCAGAGAAUGAGCCGAAGCACGAGAAAGAGAAGUUUGACAGUAAAUCUGGCUUGUUUGCCAUGUUAGGGACUUUGUUCCUGUGGAUGUUCUGGCCUAGUUUUAACUGCGCACUGGUUACAAACGAAAUCGCAGCAUAUGGCACAUAUCUGUCCUUGGCAGUCAGCGCUGUCACGGCGAUGGCCAUCUCUAUGCUGUCCAGCCCCAAAGGCAAAAUCAACUUGGUGCAUGUUCAGGGCUCCAUCCUGGCUGGUGCUGUCGCCAUUGGGGCUGCCAUGACUACAGUUCCAUGGAUGGACAUGACGAUUGGCUUUUGUGCUUCUCUCUUGUCAGUGCUGGGAUUUCGGUAUUUGAAGGGCCAUGUCCAGUUUGCUUUCGAGUGCCAUGACACCCGCGGUGUCCUGAAUGUACACGCCAUUCCAGGAAUUCUGGGAUGGUUUGCCUAUGUUGUCAUAUGGCUACCCAGAUCUAAUGACACCACACUUGCUGUCAGGUUUGCAGUGCAUAACAUCUGUAUAUUGGUCAUGACAGUCAGCAUGAGCCUGACUUUGGGCAUCAUCACAGGAAUUCUCCUCAAAUGGAGCCUUUGGAGACCUCAGCAGGACAGGAAGUGCUUUGAUGACCAGACGUUCUGGGAGUUUCCACAUUUAAUCGUGCACAAGUGAGAGGAACAAAAAAACGGACAAUUCAAGGAAAAUGUGGAUUUAAUAAUGACAUAUGUUUGAGUUUUCUGUAUAGUGUUAUGCAAAAGUUUGGACACUCCUGGUCAAAUUACACAUUCUGUAGAUUGUCUGAUGAAAGUAAGUGAACACAUCCUCCACACAGAACACACUUCUGCACAUAUUUUGCAUUUUAGUUUUUUCUAGUAUGUUAAACUCAGCAAACAAAAAGAAAUUGUGCACUUAAAUGUGCAGAAAGGUUGAUUCUCUGUAGAGGAUUUCACAAAGAAAAUCAACACUGCGUGACAUUUGACAUGGGGCGUUCAAACCUUUGCAUACAAUUGUAUGCUGUCUUUGUGUGUGUGUGUGUGUGUGUGCGUGUGCGUGUGUGUGUAUGUGUGUGUAGGUUUGUCUGAGUAAACAUUUAACCAGCAAUUCACUCACACAACAAACAAAAACCUUCCUGAAAUGAAGCAUGAUUGGAUUACUUAAAUGCUGCCAGUGUACAUAGAAAGGCUCUUGUUCUUACUGGAUUGUGGCAGUUUGUGAGCAGGAUUAUGCUUCUUUCCAGGGCACCUUACUUUGCCUUGCAUAUGAAGUGGAGAGAGAUGUUUCUGCUACACUGGCAUCUCAAAGUUUGGAAUCAUUUCUCAUAUUAAUGUUAUUUUAUUCAAUAAUUUAUUUAAUAAUACUCUACACAGUGUAGACAGACAGCAGAAGGCAUUGCAAAAUGUUUUGGGGAAUAGCAAAAAGUUACUAAAUCAUAAAUAAUACACUGUAAUUAUUAAUUUAUUGUCAUUUCUCGACAGGUUAUCUGCCUUGAGGUUUGAUCACUAUGUUUGAAAUUCAAGGCACUCUGAAUAUAACUUUCAGUAUAACUUCAUUCUCAAAGUUAUACAACUCUCUCAGUUACUAUGGAAUCAUCUACAUCUCCGCUUAUCAUUCUGAACACAUCUAACACUCCCCUCUUUUUUCCAGCUUCCUUCUAAUAAGCUGAAAUCCAUUAAGCUGUAGAAUAGUAUAACAUUGUAGAAUCAUUUCAUACAUUUAUCCACAGCAUUUUGUUUACUGUUUGAAAACAAAAGAUCCCAAACUUUUGAACUGAUUCCAAACAUUUGGACGCUAGCGUAUAUUUAUUCUGUGCUGUAGUAAUCAAACUUGGUCAAUUUCUGAUUCAUUAAAGGAAUACUUUCAACCUAAUCUCCCUUUCUUGACCCUUCUGUAACAUACAACCGAUAAUUGAGUAAAUAAACAGAAAAACUGUUGAUUUAAAAUGUUUAUAA
Messenger RNA from Colossoma macropomum (tambaqui), 2646 nucleotides. RefSeq names its product Rh blood group, D antigen (gene rhd). The transcript is spliced from 10 exons. Bases 128 to 1369 code for a protein of 413 amino acids. Gene Ontology annotation, cellular component: plasma membrane. Lineage: Eukaryota; Metazoa; Chordata; Actinopteri; Characiformes; Serrasalmidae. Gene Ontology annotation, molecular function: ammonium channel activity. Gene Ontology annotation, biological process: ammonium transmembrane transport; ammonium homeostasis. The record is from RefSeq and is a predicted model, not a curated record.